GCGGCAACACAAACCGAGAUCCCCCUCACACACGCGGGGUGCUCGAUGUAACAGUCGCCGCUGGCCAGGCCGAGGCCGGCAGCCGAGCAGCACAAGCUCCCGCAUUCGUCUUGGCCGAGCCACGAGAGUCAACGUCCGGCUCUGCUUAUUACCACACAGCCUGGACCAUGAAGCUGUUGCAGGGCGUAGACGUCCGGACGACAGCACAUCACUUCACGGGCCUCCACAGGGGUUUCCUCAGGCUCCAAUCACUUCCAACCAUCUCGUCUGCAGCUCGGCUCAAACGCCAGGUCCUGUGCCCUACACCAUUAGCACUGCGAGCCUAGAGCUUCGAGCCAUCAUGGCGUCCUCAGUUGACAAGAACACACCAACCUUCCAGCGAGAGCCAGAUGGCACACCAGUCACACAGAUCCUGUACCUCGACGUUGACCCGGCGCGCAACCUUGAGGAUGAAAGCACCCGCGACGGCAAGCUCUGGGCUGAGAUGCUCGACCUCCUCCAGGACAGCCCUGGCUUCAAGCGCUUGUACUGGGGAAGGCGGCUCGAGGAGCCCGAGAAGGUACAGAUUCACGUCGUCCGCGACACCAUCGAUGCCCACCAAACCUUCCUCUCAUCACCUUCCUUCCAGCAAGACCUGAUAAACAAGAUCAGGCGCCUGACUGUCCUCCCUUCCCCAUCAUCAACUUCUUCCUCACCUCAUCCAAAAGACAACGACCACCAACACCACCACAGACCCCCAACAUCCCAACUGCCCCUCUCCAUCCGCCACGUCUACCUCCACCCAUUCACCCAGCCCUCCCCGCUCGGCUCCAGGCCCACGCUUGGCCUGCCCGUCGGCACGGCGAUCUACACCGGCGCGACCGAGACCUGGUACGCCGGCGCCUGGCCCCUGUGGACGCACAUUGUGCGGCACGUGGACGGCUGCGUGGGCAUCGCGGGCGGGCGGGUGGCCGAGCGCGUGGCCGGGCUCGGGGACGGGUUCAUGGUGUUUGUGGCGUGGGAGAGCGUGGCCAAGCACGACGCGUACCACGGGACCGGGCACUUUGCUAAGUAUGGCGUCGUGCUGGGGCAUGGGCAUAAGGGGUAUGUCGAGUAUGGGCAUGUUGUGUUCAGGGGGGCGAGGGAGGGGGUUAGAGGGAAGUUGUGA
Messenger RNA from Microdochium trichocladiopsis, 1147 nucleotides. RefSeq lists its product as uncharacterized. The record is from RefSeq and is a predicted model, not a curated record. The coding region runs from base 341 to 1147 and encodes 268 amino acids. The transcript is spliced from 2 exons. NCBI's taxonomy places the organism in Eukaryota, Fungi, Ascomycota, Sordariomycetes, Xylariales, Microdochiaceae.